UGUCCAAUGUAAAUACCCUUUUGUUAAAAAUAAAUGUCUAAAAAUAGAGACACCUCAUGGAGUGUUUUCUGAAAAUUAUUGAUAUAAAAAAUUAAUCAUCUCGUUGAGACGGAGGUAUUCAGGUAAGAUAAUAAAAAUAUACUCCCAAGGUAUUGUGAUCUUGUGAGAUUUUGUUUUUCAUUUGAAUACAAUUAUUGUCAACUGUCUUUCCUAAAAUAUUGUCAAUAGGACUGAUAAUUUAUAACCGCCUUAAUUUUCACCAGACAGGCGUUUGUUGUAUUUAUAACCUUAAUAACAAGGUCAAAUGAACUUUGAUGAGGCGGGGUUUUCCAGUUUUUAGAGUAACAGCACAAAAUAGCAAUGACGAGAACAUAUUCUUUUGAAUAUCGGAGACGAAAUCCUGAAAUGUUUCCUGAAGUAUGUAGCAUAUGCAUACCACAACGUCGAUUUCGGGCACCAGCACAUAAAACUCAGCAUGACAACAUGAAACAUGGAUCAAUUCAACAGAUGUUCUACGAUUAUUCAAUGCACCUUACACAAAGUAGUGUGUCAUACCCACCACCCAGUUCUUCCCUCAACACGGUAACAGCAAGCGAUUUAGACACAUUUGUGAGGAAAGAAAUCGAACCGGAUACAGAAUACAACGCCAGUUGUAAAGCAGUAGUUCAUCGUCUUUGCCAAUUCAUGAAAAACAACUUUCCCGAUGAAUUGAGACCAUCAGAAAUUAUCAAGAGUGGGUCACUUGGAAAGGGCACGGCGGUAAAAGGAAAGUCAGAUGCGGACCUGGUUGUAUUUUUGCAGCAUUUUGACUCCAUAUCUGACCUGUGCGACUCUCUAAAAAGUAUUCUUGACAGGAUGAUGCGGUACCUCGGCACUCACGGUGGUUGUACUGUGGAGAAAACUACUCCCCACGCUGUCCAAGUGUCGCUGUCAUGUCACGCCGGUCAUACUCAUCACGUUGACAUUCUACCAAGUGUUAAUGUUCUAGGAACAAAAACCAAAAGAGAAAUUUACAAGAUGAUGAGCGACCAGUCAUCAUCUUUACAUAAAUUUUAUUCCGCGGCACUAGCCCCGCUACAGAUUUCGUUUGUUUCCGGUGUUCCGACGAAAGUGAAAACUUUGAUACGCUUAAUCAAAUACUGGAGGAAAACCUGCUUUGAAGAAAGCACCGGGAAGAAACGACUGCCGUCCUCUUAUCUUCUGGAAUUGAUAACAAUUGGGGAAUGGGAAGACGCUGAAAGACCAGUCAAUUUUGACCUGAGGAAAGGGUUUUACCAUGUACUGUUGGCCAUUGCAAAUUGCAAGAAAUUGAAACGUGCAUGGAAUACUAAUUACAAUUCCGACAAAUACAUCAGUGAUGACUCCUGCUAUGUGAUGGAUCCAGCCAACCCCUACAACAAUGUAAUGGACAACUGUGACUGCUUGGACCUCGUAGAGAGCAACGCUAGACAAUUCCUCCCCAAACCAUUGUUUAGUGGAUUAUCCACCUCUAUUGGAUGGAUCUAUGGUUACUCCUACUAUGUGAUGGAUCCAGCCAACCCCUUCAACAAUGUAAUGGACGCCUGUAACUGCUGGGAUCUUGUAGAGAACAAAAUUAGAGAGUUCCUCCACAUGCCACUGUUUAGUGAAUUAUCCAAAUCUAGUGGUGUUUUCCGAAAAGAAGUGAUAUCGAAAGGAAAUAACAUCCCAAAGGAAGUGAAAGUUCAGUUAACAAAUUUCAAAUUUAUAGUUAUUUUAUCAUUAUUACCAUGUACCAUAGCAAUUCACGUUGAUGAUCUGUGUUUGUUCAAGGUGUUACAGGUAGAACAGCAGUACUGCUUAGCAAUGGUGAGACAAUAUUCUUUUGGCUAUCGGAGGCAACAUCCUGAUAUGUUUCCCGAAGUCUGUGGAAUAUGUAAACCGCAACGUCGCUUUAAGAAACCAAAGGAUAAAUCUAAUCAUGAUGGAAUGAAACAUGGUGCAAUUCAAAAAAUACCCCAAGGUUAUCCAAUGCAUCUUGCACAUAGCAGUUCAUCGUACAGACUGUACCCAUCAUUCAGUUCUUCCCUCAGCACGAUAACAGCAAAUCAUCUUAACACAUUUGUGAGGAAUGAAAUCGAACCUGAUACAGAAUACAACAAAAGUUGUAAAGCGGUAGUUGAUAGUCUUUGCCAAUUCAUGAAAAACAACUUUCCAGAUGAAUUAAGACCAUCAGAAAUUAUCAAGAGUGGGUCUCUUGGAAAGGGCACGGCGGUAAAGGGAAAGUCAGAUGCGGACCUUGUUGUCUUUAUGGCGCGUUUUCAUUCCAUAUCUGUCCUGUGUGACUCUAUAAAAAGAAUUUUGAACAGGAUGAAACUGUACCUCGGCACUCAUGCUGGUUGUACUGUGGAGGGAACUACUGCCCACGCUGUCAAAGUUUCGCUGUCAUGUCACGCCGGUCAUACUCAUGACGUUGACAUACUACCAAGUGUGAAUGUUCUAGGGACAGAAGAUGAAAGAAAAAUUUAUACGACGAUGGGUACCCAUUCCCCAUCUUUACGGGAAUAUUAUUCUGCAGCACUAGCACCGUUACAGAUUUCAUUUGUUUCCUGUGUUCCAGCGAAAGUGAAAACUUUGAUACGCUUGAUCAAAUACUGGAGGAAAACCUGUUUUGAAGAGACCACCGGGUGGCAACGACUACCGCCCUCUUAUCUUUUGGAAUUGAUAACCAUUGGGGAAUGGGAAGACGCUGGAAAACUUAUUGAUUUUGACCUGUGCAAAGGGUUUUACCAUGUACUGUUGGCCAUUGCAAAUUACAAGAAUUUGAAACAUGCAUGGAAUACUAAUUACAAUUCUGACCAGUAUAUCAGGAGUUACUCCUGCUAUGUGAUGGAUCCAGCCAACCCCUACAACAAUGUAAUGGACGCCUGUAACUGCUGGGGCAUUGUAGAGAGCAAUGCUAGACAAUUCCUCCUCAAGUCACUGUUUAAUGGAUUAUCCACCUCUAGUGGAUGGUAUGAGUUAUCAAAACAAGUACUAGAAGCCAUGUGGCUGAAACAUUAUUUACCUGUAGAUUUUGUUGACAUAAUUGAAUGCAGAAUGCGGGUGCACGUAUUUGGUAACAAACCAUCACCCGCCAUUGAAAACUAUGCUCUUCAGAAGACAGUGAAGAUCGCAUCUGAAACAUAUAGAAAAGACGUCAAGAAGUUUGUACAAAGAAACUUCUAUGUUGAUGAUGCCCUGACUUCAGUUUCGUCUGCAGAAGAAGCUAUCGACCUUCUCACAAGAACCAAUGAUGUUCUGAUGAUUUUAGAAAAGAUUUGUCUCCAUAAGUUUGCAUUCAAUAGUGGGGAAGUAAUGGCUAACUUACCUCUGCAAGACCUCUCCAAGGAGCUCAAGAAUGAACAGUGGAUUGGGACGAACCCCUCUCUGAAAAUCAUAGAGUGCAGUGGGAGCAGUGGAAAAUUCUCUGAAGGCAUGCGAGAACUUAUUUAUCCCAAGAGCUUACUCACCACCCGUCUCCUUACGAAAAGCAUCUUGGCAGUUGAGGUCUCAAACAUCGUCAGAAGAAAUAUGGAUCUCAACAUUGAUGUUGUAAAGGUUUACACGGACAAGAUUGUUCUGGGCUAUUUACACAACGAGACCAGGCGAUUCUAUGUUUAUGUAGCAAACAGGGUACAACAUAUCAGACAGUUGACGUGUCCUGAUCAAUGGCAGUACGUACCCACACAGAAAAACCUAACAGAUCUGGCAACUAGAUCUGUACCUGCUGACAAAAUGAGUAACAGUAUGUGGCUCAAGGAACCGAAGGAGUUUUUAUAUGGUCGCCGAGAUGAAGGUUUGCUGGAACUAUCUAAGGGCUCUUAUUCUCUAGUGAGCCCUUGUGAAGACAAGAAAGUACGUCCCAUUGAGAAAGUAGAUACAUGCUUGUCCAACAUUUUAUCAGAUCCUGGAAUUGAACUCGGAUCACACCGAUUUGAGCGCUUCUCGAACUGGAGAAAACUUCUAGGAGCCAUUGCCAUUCUGAAACAGUUCAUCAGAAAUAGGAAGAAGAUUAAACAUGCUAAUAUUCCUUCCCAGGAGAAACACCCUUUGGUCAUUCCUCGAAAACAUCACAUCGCCAAACUCCUUAUCAGUCAGGUACACGAUAAUGUACAACACCAGGGCAGGCAUAUUACAGAGGGCGCCCUGUGUGCGGCAGAAUUCUGGGUAACUGGAGCCAAGUUGCAAACACAUACUCACAUCCAUAACUGUGUUCCAUGUCAGUACCAGCACAAAAUAGCAAUGACGAGAAAAUAUUCUUUUGAAUAUCGGAGACGACAUCCAAAAAUGUUUCCUGAAGUCUGUGAUGUAUGUAAGCCAAAACGUCGCUUUCGGGCACCAGCAAAUAAAGUUCAGCAUGAAGAAUCAAUUCAACAACAGAGAAUCUACGAUCAUCCAAUGCACCGUACAAAAAGUAGUGUGUCCUACCCACCAUCCAGUUCUUCCCUCAGCACGAUAACAGCAAGCGAUCUAAACAAAUUUGUGAAGAAAGAAAUCGAACCUGAUACAGAAUACAACAAAAGCUGUAAAGAAGUAGUUGAUUGUCUUUGCCAAUUCAUGAAAAACGAAUUUCCCGAUGAAUUGAGAGUUUCAGAAAUUGUCAAGAGUGAAUCACUUGGAAAGGGCAAGACGGUAAAGGGAAAGUCAGAUGCAGACCUUGUUGUCUUUCUGGCGCGUUUUGAUUCCAUAAUUGAGCUGUAUAAAUCUAUAAAAGAAAUUUUGGACAGGAUGAAAUCUUCCCUCGACAAUCAAAAAGAUUUUACUGUGGAGAGAACUACUGCCCAUGCUGUCAAAGUAUCGCUGUCAGAAAGUAAAAGAGAAAUUUACACAGCAAUGAGUGCCCAUUUACAUGUACCGCCUUUACAGAAAUGUUAUUCCACGGCACUAUCCCCGCUACGGAUUGAAUUUGUUUCCGGUGUUCCGCCGAAAGUGAAAACUUUGAUACGUUUAAUCAAACAUUGGAGGAAAACCUGUUUUGAAGAGAGCACCGGGAAGAAACGACUACCGUCUUCUUAUCCUUUGGAAUUGAUAACAAUUGCCAAAUGGGAAGACGCUGGAAAACCAGUCAAGUUUGACCUACGGAAAGGGUUUUACCAUGUAUUGCUGGCCAUUGCAAACUACAAGAAAUUGAAACGUGCAUGGAAUAUUAAUUACGAUGCUGACCAGUACACCAGUGGUUACUCCUACUAUGUGAUGGAUCCAGCCAACCCCUUCAACAAUGUAAUGGACGCCUGUAACUGCUGGGAUCUUGUAGAGAACAAAAUUAGAGAGUUCCUCCACAUGCCACUGUUUAGCGAAUUAUCCAAAUCUAGUGGUUGGACCUAAAUAUGAUAUAUGCAACUAAUGUAAAUUGGUUUCUUGCAACUUGAAAAGAAAUUAGGAUUAACAUUGUAUUCAUUCGAGGACCUUUAGAAAUUCUCGUAUUAUCAAUUCGUAGUUCAUAGGGAUAAUAACUUGACUUGAUUGUCAUAAGAUUGUAUUAUACCACUGAGAUGUCGAUUAAGGUUUCAAUAAACUUGACUAAACUUGGUAAGAUAAUUCAAGAGUGUGUUACACAUUUAGACUGGGCGCCACCGUCAUGCUAUUUAAUUGAAUAGAUAACUACAUGAGAAUGGGACAAUAAUGGAAAUUCUAGUCAUUUUGGUCUACAGAUGGGAUUUUAUGAGGAAUUGGGACCCAUCUAAAACUAUGAGAUAUUGAAACAUACAUGGGAGAUAAAUUGCCUACCAUAUGUUUAUUUUUCUUCUUUUAUAGAAAUAGUUUUACUAUAAUACUGCAUUGGUUAUGGAAACAUUGAAAGGGACAAGAUCUCUACAAUAUUAUAUCAUUAUAGGGAGUUAGUGAUGAUGGGAUGUUACAAUAUUAUAGGGAGUUAGUGAUGAUGAGAUAUUAUAUUAUUGUAGGGAGUUAAUGAUGAUGGGAUAUUAUAAUAUUAUAGGGAGUUCGUGAUGAUGGGAUAUUACAAUAUUAUAGGGUGUUAGUGAUGAUGGGAUAUUACAAUAUUAUAGGGAGUUAAUGAUGAUGGGAUAUUACAAUAUUGCAGGGAGUUCGUGAUGAUGGGAUAUUCCAAUAUUGCAAGGAGUUAUUGAUGAUGGGAUAUUACAAUAUUAUAGGGAGUUAGUGAUGAUGGGAUAUUACAAUAUUGCAGGGAGUUAGUGAUGAUGGCAUAUUACAAUAUUAUAGGGAGUUAGUGAUGAUGGGAUAUUACAAUAUUGUAGGGAGGUAGUGAUGACGGCAUUUUACAAUAUUUUAGGGAAUUAGUUAUAAUGGGGUUUUCCAAUACUGAAGGGAAUUAAUGAUGAUGAAUUUUACUAUGUUUGCCGUUGUAACAUUGGAGCACACUGUAAUGUAUAGUACUGAUUUGAUAGCUGUAGGGUAUAUUCACUGAUCAUUCAGCGUUUGCAAUAGCAAAGAAUUUCUAUGUAUAACGAACUGGCUUCACAAAAUAGAACUUUUCUGAAUGGUAGCUAAUACAAACUUAUUUGCCAUGUCGUCAAUUAUGCAUUUCUACCGCUUUAUAAAUUCAAAACUUUAAGAUAUGACAUUUUUUUUUUAUAAACAAAAUCAUGAAAGGUGCUAUUGAAGAAAGGUUUAUACAGGCUGCGUGCUGUACAUGAGGCGAUCGAUGCAUUUCCUGUUUCCACACGGUUUGACAAACUUAUUAAGUUAAAAACUGGCAUCAUUCAAGGACAUAUAGACAUACAUUGUAUAUAAAGAUCCAUAAAGCUAUUGCUUUUAAAAAAGGUUAAUCAAAUAAAGGUAUUUGCAAACUCUU
Messenger RNA from Ostrea edulis (European flat oyster), 6775 nucleotides. RefSeq lists its product as uncharacterized. Gene Ontology annotation, cellular component: nucleoplasm; cytosol; membrane. The transcript has 21 exons. Bases 361 to 5325 code for a protein of 1654 amino acids. The record is from RefSeq and is a predicted model, not a curated record. Lineage: Eukaryota; Metazoa; Mollusca; Bivalvia; Ostreida; Ostreidae. Gene Ontology annotation, molecular function: double-stranded RNA binding; 2'-5'-oligoadenylate synthetase activity. Gene Ontology annotation, biological process: negative regulation of viral genome replication; regulation of ribonuclease activity; defense response to virus.